UGAUAAUUCGAAUUAUGGAGAGCACAAAACAACCACAAAUAAGACAGGAUUGUUUGCUAUGGAAUGCACUAAGCGUUCUGUAUUGAAACAGACGUAUUACAGGUGUAUCCUUGUUGAAGUCAGAAAAGCACAUACAUUCUGAAAAAUGUCAGACAAAAAAGAAUUUAAAGAGGACAAAAAGUAUAUGAGAUUUGGAGAAUUGAACAAGUACAUGCAUAAUGUAGCUAAACCAAAAAGCCAAAAUAAGUCUGAUAUACCUAAAGAACAAGCAAACGAAAAUGAAGAUUAUGAAUGUCAGACAGAAUCAUCGUAUAAACCUGAAAAAUAUGCAAAACAGACCAGAUCUCUACCUCAUACAAACGACAGUAAAUGGUUGUCUCAAAAAUCGCUGAAACGAGGGCCAACUUCUAAAACAUUUUUCUUGUCAGAUGGCGAGAACGAUUCCAAGAAGCUACCACCAUCCGUGAAAUACAAAUAUGAGACUGAAAGUAAAAGAAACAGAGGCAGAGAAUUUGAAACAAAAGAUACAAAAAAGGAUCUUAAACCACCAUCUCAUCCAAAGCAAAACACCAAAUGUUUAACUGUUGAAAACCUUCUAGAAUUAACCAACCAGGAUGCACAAUCUGUAUUACUAACGCUAGGUCAACGUGACAAUGGUUUUCUCCAAAUUUUGAACCAACCAGCACUCUUAGUACCAGAUGUUUGUUUGAUUAUCAAAUUACUUGCAAAGUCUUGUAGUAACCAGACACAAUCAAAAGAAAUAAUUAAACUUCUUGUAGAUGUAGAUACAUCACUGUUUAUGUCCCUGACCAUUCCAUCUGUAUUGGCCAAACUGUCUUCUGAAGUAUCAGACCAAACUGUGCAGACUCUUAUCGAACUUGUUGCAGAUAUACUUGACUUCCUUACUGAGCUGUCGACGCGCAUGCCGCAUGCCAUCAUUCAAAUUUCUGGAGUUCUCUCUUUGGUUGAGACAUCACUCUCAUCUGUUGAGAGAUGUGGAAUGGCUGUCCCGAAUGAGGUAGUUAUGAAAACAAAACAACUAACAAACACAAAAGCAUCAAUUCUCAAAAGAAUGCAAACUGAUAGAUUAAAAGCAAACAAAAAAGUAAAACUUCCUGAUGAUUUCAGAACAAUUUCCAUUAUGCCCACCUAUGAUGAUGUUUUCCCAACUAAGCCACCAUUCAUUCGCAAGAUCAAGGCGACUGGUGGAUAUAGCGAUGUCACUGACUACCUUGAUGUUCAGUUCAGGUUGUUGCAUGAAGAUUUCAUUCAGCCGCUACGACAAGGCAUUAAAGAAUAUUUAAUUGCUGUUGAUAAUCCAAGACAAUAUGUGUCUGUCCGGACAUACAACGAGGUUGUUAUUCUAAAACAAGACUUCAUCAAAGCAAACUUAGUGCACACUCUAACUUUUGACACCAGCAAACUCAAACAUGUUCAGUGGGACUAUUCAAAGCGGCUUAAAUAUGGCACAUUAGUAUGUUUGUCAAGUGAUAACUUUAAAACAUUUUCUGUUGCCACGGUUGAAUCUGAGAAACCUAAAAUGAAUGAACUGGGGACAAAAAAGAAGAAACAGAUAGUCACUGUUGAUAUUUGUAUACAGCAAGUUAUUGGAGAAAGACGAAUAAACAUGACCAAGCCAAUGGUGAUGUUGGAAACGCCUGCAUAUUUUGAAGCAUAUCGGCAUGUCCUUGCAAGUCUUCAAAACAUCAAAGAUGGUCAGCUUCCCUUUGAGGACUACAUUGUCCAUUGUAAAACUGACGUUAAACCACCAGCGUAUCUCAGAGACAAACCAAAUGUCAAAUACAAUUUUGGCCUAGAAACACACAAAUGUAAAAGAGACGAAGAGCGAAAGAUCCAUGAUAGUAGUUUAAAAACUCUCCUUUCCGUUGAAAUAAGAAAUAACAGUGAUGAAAAUGUAGUUUCUCAUCAAAGCAAGAAUGUCAUUGAUGAUGGUGAUUUAAAUCUGGUUUCUGAUGAAACACAAAAUAUUGGAGAUGAUGGUGGGGUAAAUGACCAAACCAAUGACAGUGGUGAUCUAAACAUGGCUUCUGGUUACAAACAUAGAGAUGACUGUGAUGAUGAUAUAAGCAAUGGCAAUUUGUCUAAUAAGGCUGUCUGUGGUAGUGACCAUAGAGAUAGAACGUGUCGCAAUCUCUCACAGUCAGAAGAUCAGAAUGACACCAAAGUGGAUAAAACAGAAACACCUGAAAGGGAGAUUUCUUAUGGCUUUCAUGAACAAUGUACCUCUACGUUAAACGUUUCCAAUUCGCUAGUGAUGGACGAGACUCACGUAACAACAUUUGAACACCCACAAACCAAUGAUCGUUAUAAAACAGUUGAGGAUGUUACAUCUGUUCUGCAACUCGACACUUGGCCACAACCGGAAGAUCUAAACCUAGAUGUCACUCAAUUCAAGGCCUUUCAGCAAGCAUUAACCAAGGAGUUUGUCAUCAUGCAAGGACCUCCGGGAACUGGCAAAACGUAUGUUGGACUCAAGAUUGUGGAAACGUUGUUGAGUAAUGCUGCAGUUUGGCAGUCUGAUCCAAGACCAAUGCUGAUCAUCUGUUACACAAACCAUGCUCUGGAUCAGUUCCUAGAAGGAAUAUUAUCAUUUCACACUGGACAUCUUGUGCGUGUUGGCAGUAAAUGUAAGAAUGAAAAGGUGAAACAAUAUGGCAUUAAAACCAUGCAAGAGAAGUUAGGAAUUCAUACAAUGUAUUCUGACACGUUGCGAGAUGAUUAUGUCAAGUGUCAAAGGUCUCUACUCGAAACCCAAAAAUGUUUGGAAAUGUUGCAUGAUGGAAUUGUUAAGACGAAAUAUUUCAAUCCUUGUAUUAAGAAGUCUCACUACGAUCAACUGACCCAAACUGUUUUUGCGAAUUGGACAUUACUAGUUUGGCUUGAUCUGCUUGUGGCCAUGCAUGUAUCUACAGAGAAGAAACAGUAUGUAUUCAAAGGUGGAACGAAAAUAUUUGAGGAUACGCAAACUCGAUUGCAUGAUCAGUCUACAAAGAAGAAGUCUGAAGAAACAUUUGAGGAAUUAAUGAGCUUCCCUGGUGUAACCAUGGUUCCUUUCAGAAUGAUUCUCAAUGAAAUUUCACCAAAACAUAGUCAUUACCUGAAUAACGAAAUACACUCUUCAUCAAUGAUGACAGAAGAGGAAGCAAUGUCUGUUAAAGAUAUUUGGUCCUUGCAGAAUUACAAACGCUGGCGCCUGUAUAGAUUUUGGGUCCAUGGACUGGAAGAACAUCUAGAAAAUGAAUUCACUAAAAUGCAGGAACAGUGUGUUGAUAUAGGUGAACAGUACAGAGUUGCAAAAUUGGAGACACACAAGGCUGUAAUGAAAAGAUGCUCAGUCAUUGGUAUGACCACAACUGCUGCAGCACGCUACCAAAAGGUUUUAUCAGAAAUAAAACCAAGAAUUAUUGUCAUAGAAGAAGCAGCAGAGAUUCUGGAAGGUCACGUGAUAGCAUCUCUGAGCUCAGAGUGUCAGCAUUUGAUACUGAUAGGUGACCAUCAGCAGCUGCGACCAAGCACCAAUGUCUACACACUUGCCAAGCGGUACAACUUGGAGUUAUCGUUGUUUGAGAGAAUGGUGAAGAAUGGUCUGCAAUGUAUUUGUCUUGAAAAGCAACACAGAAUGCGUCCUUCUAUUUCAAGAAUCGUGAAGCACAUCUAUCCUGAUCUCAGAGAUGAUGCAUCAGUUCAGGAUUACCCCAACAUCAUGGGUGUCUUUAGCAAUGUAUUCUUCAUCAGCCAUUCUGAACCCGAGGAGAAAAACGAGGAAUUGAUUAGUCACUUGAACAUCUAUGAGGCAAAAUACGUCAUCGCUCUGUGCCUAUACCUGAUCAAACAAGGAUAUUCACGAAGCAGGAUAACAGUUCUAACAACAUACUCUGCUCAAGUGGCUUAUUUGAAACGCAACAUGGCAAAGGAAACAUUUCAAGGUGUGAUGGUUACAGAUGUUGACAAUUACCAAGGUGAGGAAAAUGAUAUUAUUUUAUUGUCUUUGGUGCGCAGCAACCUGGAAGGAAAUGUUGGAUUUCUGAAGAUUGACAACAGAGUGUGUGUGGCACUUUCACGUGCCAAACACGGUCUUUACGUGAUUGGCAAUUUUGAAAUUUUGAGUAAGCAAAGUGACUUGUGGAAGAACAUUAUUGAUGAUAUGAAAUCUGCGAGUCAGGUUGGGAAUGCUCUUGGUCUCUAUUGCCAGAACCAUCCAUCUGAAACAGGAAUAAAGGCUUCAAAAGCAGGAGACUUCUCAUUGGCUCCUGAAGGUGGCUGCAUGAAGCGAUGUCUGUUCAGACUGGAUUGUGGACACGUUUGUGCGAGUCGAUGUCACCCUGUUGAUCCAAAUCAUCUGCAGUACAAGUGUCAAAAGCCUUGUGAGAAAAUAUUAUGUGAUCUUCAACACCAGUGUCCAGACUUGUGCUAUGAAGAUUGUCAAAAAUGUGUAGUUCUGGUAACAAAGGUGAUUCCUUCCUGUCAACACGAGCAAGAAAUGCUAUGUUCUAUCAAUCCAGUUGAUUACAAGUGUCAAGAGCGAUGUGAAAAAAUAUUAUGCGAUCUCCAACACCAGUGUCCAAAGUUGUGCUUUGAAGAUUGUCCGAAAUGUGUAGUUCUGGUAAAAAAGGUGAUUCCUUCGUGUCAACAUGAGCAAGAAAUGCCAUGUUCCAUCAAUCCAGUCAAUUACAAUUGUCAAGAGCCAUGUGAAAAAAUAUUAUGUGAUCUCCAACACCAGUGUCCAAAGUUGUGCUUUGAAGAUUGUCCGAAAUGUGUAGUUCAUGUAAAAAAGGUGAUUCCUUCCUGUCAACAUGAGCAAGAAAUGCCAUGUUCCAUCAAUCCAGUUGAUUACAAUUGUCAAGAGCGAUGUGAAAAAAUAUUAUGUGAUCUCCAACACCAGUGUCCAGACUUGUGCUAUGAAAAGUGUAAAGAGUGUGCUGUUGUUGCAAAGAAAACCAUACCAUCUUGUCAACAUGAGCAAGACGUUCCAUGUUCUGUUGACUUAAAACAUUUUCAGUGUAUGUAUCCUGUUAUGCACAAACACAAAUGCGGUCAUGAGACUGAAGUGCCUUGUUCCAUGAAGGAAACAGUGCCGUGUGUUGCUCAGUGCAAUGCUAUCUUGAUGUGUGGUCACACGUGUAAAGGUCUGUGUCAGGAAUGUCUUCAAGGUCGUUUACAUGUUGCGUGCACUGAGCCAUGUGACAAGGUUCUGAUCUGUGGGCACACAUGCCGAAGUGUAUGUUCCAGUUGCCCCCCUUGUGAACUACCAUGUGAAAACAGAUGUGUCCAUGGCACCUGUAACAGGAGAUGUGGUGAGCACUGUAUACCAUGCAAAGAACCAUGCCAGUGGAGAUGUAACAACAGAAAGUGUAAUAAGAAAUGCAUUAAUAUUUGCAGUGAUGUAUGUAGCCGAAUAGGUUGUAAUAACAUAUGUCCACGCAAGUUGAAAUGUGGUCACAGGUGCAUUGGUUUAUGUGGUGAGAAAUGCCCUGCUUUGUGUAAAGUGUGUAAUAAAGAUGAAGUCAGCAAAUGUCGGUAUGAUAUGAGAAAUAAACUGCAUAUACCGUUUGUGGAGCUCGACGACUGUGGACAUAUUGUGGAGGUGGUGACUCUUGAUAAGAUUAUGGAAGAUAGAGAGCGUUCUAACAAAAUUCAGCUGAAAUGGUGUCCUUGGUGCAAAACCUGUAUCAGACACAGUCUGCGAUAUGGAGAGUCAGUCAAGAAGACUAUACAAGAUAUUCAUAUAAUCAAGACACAGAUGAUAAGAGAGAAAUUAAAAAUGUAUAAAUACAUCCCAGAAAGAGAAAUGAAUAGUGGUGCUGUUGCUACAUUAGAAGGUCGUGUUGCAUGUCAAAGACAGGCAAGUAUUAUGCAAAGUAUUCGACAGAUCGAAAGAAAUAUAUUUGUAUUUUGUUCAAGUGAAAAACGUCAGCAAUUUGUACAGGAACUCAAAGACUUUAGGAACUGGAUCUCAAAAACAAGAGUAGUUUUUAGUCAACAGGAAGACUUUGAUGCACAAAACGAACUGAAAAGACUAAAUCUGAUUAUUAAUGUACAAAAGUAUGAGCUAUCAAUAAAGACUAAAUUUAAUUUUACAUUUAGCAGAAGGUCAAUACAUACCAAGAUUUCUGAUGAACUUACAGAAAAACUUGAACUUGCAAAGCAGUAUAUUUGGGAUGGAAACCCAUAUACUCCAGAUCGUCAGCAGAAAGUUGCAGCUGUCAGCAAGGAACUAGCCUCUAUUGUUAGUGCAUCACAUGAGAUGAAGGAAGAUGAAGUGUCAGUGACAGCCAUGAAGUUCAGUGUAGAUCAUUGGCUUAAAUGCAAACAAGGUCAUGUAUUUUAUGUUGAUGUUGCUGGUGCUGAUGUGCCUUGUCCUAAAUGCUCUGCCAAAUUAAGAUCACCUCCUAGUACUGUGGUAGAAUCCACAAAGAAAACAGAGGUUGAUGCUACACGUAGUAAUCAGCGUGAUGGUACACGGAAUAAUCAGCGUGAUGGUACACAUAAUCAUCAGCGUGAUAGUACACGUAAUCACCAGCGCGAUGGUACACGGAAUGAUGGUAUACGGAAUAAUCAGCGUGAUGGUACACGGGAUAAUCAGCGUGAUGGUACACGUAAUCACCAGCGUGAUGGUACACGUAAUCACCAGCGUGCUGGUACAUGGAAUAAUCAGCGUGAUGGUACACGGAAUCAUCAGCGUGAUGGUACACGUAAUCACCAGCGUGAUGGUACACGGAAUAAUCAGCGUGAUGGUACACAUAAUCACCAGCGUGAUAGUACACGUAAUCACCAGCGUGAUGGUACACGGAAUGAUGGUAUACGGAAUCAUCAGCGAGAUGGUACACGGAAUAAUCAGCGUGAUGGUACACGGAAUACUCAGCGUGAUGGUACACGGAAUAAUCAGCGUGAUGGUACACAUAAUCAUCAGCCUGAUGGUACACGUAAUCAUCAGCUUGAUGGUACACGGAAUAAUCAGCGUGAUGGUACACGGAAUAAUCAGCGUGAUGGUACAUGUAAUUAUCAGCGUGAUGGUACACGGAAUAAUCAGCGUGAUGGUACAUGGAAUAAUCAGCGUGAUGGUACAUGUAAUAAUCAGCGUGAUGGUACACAAACUAGUGAGGUCGAUGGUAUGCAAAGGACUGAAGAGGUGACGUUCCCUAGAAGAACGAGGUUGGCGGUACACAACACACACUUGAGGCAGACUGCACCGAGAAGGACGCCGACGUACAGACACAAAUGAGUAUACCACGGCCUCUGAUGAACCAGCAGUGGAGUACUGGUGAUGUGAAAUGAAUUCAGAAUUUCCCAGACAGUCAUCCAUCCAGCGUUACUUCACACGAGAAGUAGUUUGUGAACCUGGCCCAUGUAUGACCAUAGUUUUCAUUGUCAAUCAAAUGGGUAUACAUUUUAGUUUGUUUAUAAAUAUUUCAUAGAUGACAAACUCGUAGUUGUGUAUUUUAAUAGAUGUUGUGCAUAUGUUGUACAUAAUGUUGAAAUGCUUUGUAUUCUUUGUCUUUGUUGUGUGUAUUAUCUGACUAUUACUAAUUGUACAGACUGUUUUGUAUGUAGUAUCUGACUGGUUGUAUUUAGCAGUAUAACGGACUAUUACUGAUUGUACAGACUGUUUUGUAUGUAGUAUCUGACUGCUUGUAUUUAGCAGUAUAACGGACAUUUACUGAUUGUACAGACUGUUUUGUAUGUAGUAUCUGACUGGGUGUAUUUAGCAGUAUAACGGACUAUUACUGAUUAUGCAGACUGUUUCGUUGGUAAUAUCUGACUGGUUGAAUUUAGAAGUAUAACAGACUAUUUUUAAUUAUACAGACUGUUUUGUGUAGAGUAUUUGACAGGUUGAAUUUAGCAGUAUAACGGAAUAUGUCUAAUUGUAAAGACUGUGUUUGUGUAUAGUAUCCGACUGGCUGUAUGUAUCAGUAUAACAUACUGUUUUGUGUACAGUAACUGACUGGGCUGUAUUUAGUAGUAUAUCGGACUAUUAAUAAUUAUACAUACUGUUUUGUGUGUAGUACGUGACUGGGUAUAUUUAGUAGUAUAUCGGACUAUUAUUAAUUAUACAGACUAUUUUGUGCGUAGUAUCUGACUGGGUGUAUUUAGUAGUAUAUCGGACUAUUAGUAAUUGUGCAGACUGUUUCGAGGGUAUUAUCUCACUGGGUGUAUUUAGCAGUAUAAUGGACUAUUUACUAAUUAUAAACACCACUGUGUGUAGUAGCUGACUGGUUUAAUUUAGCAGUAUAACAGACUAUUACUAAUUGUACAGACUGUUUCGUGGGUAUUAUUUAGCAGUAUAACUAUUUCUAAUUGUAUAGACUGUACAUACCGGUAGCAUGUGUUACAGGAUACUACUAAUUGCACAUUUUCUUGAGUAUACUUUGUGACGUGGAUAUAUUUUGCAGUAUUGCAAAAUAUUACAAAUUGUACAAUGUUUUGUGUGGAGUGUGUACUGAGAAGUAUAACGAAAUAUUAUUAACUGCACAGUUUCGUGUGUAAUGACUAUUUUUAACUGCACAGUGUUGUGUGGAAUGACUAUUAUUAACUGCACAGUGUUGUGUGUAAUGACUAUUAUUAACUGCACAGUUUUGUUUGUAAUGACUAUUAUUAACUGCACAGUUUUGUGUGUAAUGACUAUUAUUAACUGCAGUUUGUUAUACGUAAUGUAUUAGUAGGUUGUAUGUAGCAGUUUGGCAGACUUCUACUAACUACAGACAGGUUUGUGUGUAAUACUAGUAUAAUUAUUAUUUGUUGUACAGAAUGUUUCUGUGUGUAGUAUAGGACUGGAGUGUAUAUAGCAGUAUUACCUGUUUUCAAUGUAAUAUGUGACUGAGGUAUGUUUACCAGUGUAGUGGACUUCUAUAUUCUGUAAACUUGUGUAGACUGAUUUGUAUGUGAUAUGUAUUUACAACUAUAACAGACUAUUACUAACUGUAUUGAGUUGUAACAUGUAUUUAGUAUUAUUACCUUUUAGAUAAAUUGCAUGUGUUUUGAUUGGUCAAUAGCCAAUGCAUACCACAAGUACACCGUCUCAUUUGCGGGAAAAUACAGAAUUUGCCGGGGUGUACGAAAUGUCACAUGACUUGCUCGAUUGGUUGUACGAAAAUACAAACUGCGGAUGAGACCGACGAUUUUUUUUCCAACACGCCUCACUGAUUAAAUUUGUUAAAAGACUUGAAUUCAUUAUGAAUGGGAAUACCACAAUUCGGCAUAUUUUAUAUUUGCUGCUUAUUUGAAGAUUUCUUGAGCACGUUUUGCAAAAAAAAAAAAAUGCUAGAUUGUAAUUGUUCGCGUUUUAAAAUCUAAUGCUAGAAUUUAGCAUUGCGUAAUCAGUUACCGUGGUAGAACUUGGGCUAAUUAUCACGAACAUAUUUUAAGUAAUAACUCGAACAUAUUUUAAGUAAUAACUCGACAUGCUUUUUUACAGGUUCUACAUGUUAGUACAACACGACAAAGAUUUUUGUUCGGCUGCGGGUGUUCAAUUUUGUUUUCCCGAUAUGAUUACAGCAUAAUCGUAAACGUUUCAAAGACGCAAGAUAAUAAGGCGCUACGAGUUGUCUCCCUUUGCAAAACACAAGUCUCGAAAUGGUUUCGGAGUAAAACCACCCGGAAUCCUUGUUGACACUCUUAAUACCCAAAUAGCUAACAAAAUAGCUGUAAAUACCUUGCACAGUAACUAAGUUAUUUGUUUACAAAAAAAAAAAAAUCCAAUAUAUUUUGAGGAAUUUGAUGUUAUGUCACGUUAUUAUUAAACUCUCAAACUCAAAAUGUGUAUGUACUUUAUUUAAAAGUUUGACUGUCAGUGUAAUUUUAGUUUACUUAUAAAAACAAAUCUAAAAGGUAAUAAAUUCGUAAAUUCGUACAACCUGUCAAAAACCCGCGUAACUAACAGUAUAACGGGCUAAUACCGACUGUGACUAAUAACAGUAUUGCAGAAUAGGCCCUAUCACUAUCUGUACAGACUAUUUUAGUAAUGUGUGUGUGUAAUAUGUUACUGGGCUGUUCUUAGCAGUAUAAUAGAUAAUUGCUAACUGUAGACUGUUUUGUUUGUAAUAUGCGUCUACUUUAUGAUUGGCAUUAUUAACAUGCUAUUAUUAGCUGUACAGUCUGUGUCAAAAAUGCGACUGGAUUGUAACAGUAUGUCAUGAUGGACUUAUACUAUAUUUGACUGGUUUGUAUUUAGCAGUAUAGCGGACUGUUACUAACUGUACAGACAGUCUGUGUUAAAUAUGUGGCUACAUUGUAAAGGUAUGAUGGACUUAUACUAUAUUUGACUGGCUUGUUUUUUGUAGCGUAGCGGCCUGUUACCAACUGUACAGUUUUUGGGUCCAUUUACUUUUAUUGAAAUUACUAUAGUCAAAGACCUUCUUAUAUUGUAAGCUACAAACAUUUGGUUUUACUUUCCCUUAUUAAAUUAAAAAUUGAGGUGAUAUAGUGUAUAAUUAUUUCUAUGAUGCAAGCUUGUAUGUAUCAAUUUUUGCUGUACAAAAUUUUGUUUGUGUGAUUUAUUUGAUUUAUUUGAUUCUGUCAACAAAAUGUUGUUUAAUGAAAGCUUCUUUUCAAUUUGAAAAAAAAAAACGAUUGCCCCGCCCCCAGAUUUUUCCUUGAUUAAGUACUCCAAAAAUAAAAUUUAAUUCCCCCUAAGUGACAUCAGUCUGCUACGGGCCUGUUUGCAUUUUAAUGUAUUUUACAUAAUCGACCAUUUCAUAACUAUACGUCUAAUGUAGGCCAUGAAUAUUAAUUUGGUCAUGGUUAUGUAGUUCAUUUAUAAAAUUGUCAUAAUAUUUAUUAUCCAUAAAAAAUCCAAAUUUAAGAAUAAUAAUUUUGUUGCUUCUCCCCCCCCCCCCAAAAAAAAAAAUUAAAAAAUUAAAAAUUAAAUAAUAAUAAUAAUAAUAAUAAUAAUAAUAAUUAUAAUAAUAAAAAGUUACUAAAUUCAAAAGAAACAGGCCUAAAAAAGGAAAUAAUAAUGUAUGUUUUUUAUGAAUGUAACAAAUUGAGUACUUGCCUUAAAAUGCCGUACAAUUAAAUUAGCACCCAGUCCUGUGAAAAUCCUAGCUAGAACACUAAUUUUAUUAUUAUAUACGUUUGCUUGGGUAUCUUACUUUGUAUUUGAGGCAAUCAUAUUAUGUUCUGUUUGUAGUUCUUUGUAAAUUGUAUUGGAUUAUUAAGUGUUGAUUUCGUCGUAGUAAAGUGAUGAGUUGUGUUUAGCAUAACAACAAGUAUCUGUGUGCGUUUAUUUACAAGACGUGACCAUUGUCUGCAUGUAUAUUAAAUAGAUAUUAAAUAGAUAUUACUAUCAUAGGUUUCUAGGUACGUGUAAGGGGCCGUCCAAUAAUUACGAGAUGCGAUACUAAACUUUGUUGGGCAUGGAGGGGUGUUUGUCAAGAGUUGUGUAAUGUUGCUGGAGUUUUAAAUUCUCAUUUUUAUAAAAAAAAUCUUAUUUUAUUUAUUUUGAAAAAAAAUUUAGCCAGUCACUACUAUAUUGUCGGACAAUUUUAUGUUUAGUAUUUAUUACUUAUUUAUUAUUUAAACAAACAGAAAUAGCGGUUGGGGGAGAAAUAGCGGUUGGGGAUACUGACAAGAGUUACGUAAUUUUACAGGCUUAGUUUUAAAAAUCGGGGUAUUAAAAAUGUCACAUAUUGCGUUAGGUAAUUCUUGAACGGUCCCUAAUACAAAUAAUGCCACGUACCCCUUGCACUUGACUCAAAGCCUACUUUACUAACAUAUUUUCCUUUUUGUUUUAGUUAGGGAUAUUCCACAUAACAUUUACUUUUACACGUACUAUGGAAUGACACUUGGUUUGGGGUGACAAAGGAGAUGACUUGGUGUAUUUGUGUAAUGAAAUAACGACACAAAUCACAUACACCUUGGACCGCACAUGGCAGUCCUCCCUAAAACAAACUGUGUAUUAAAAGGAUCUACCCUUAAAAUGUUAGUGUUUGUUGUUGACUCCGAGAAAAAUACUCACCACCAAAGCAAUACACCCUCCCUAAAGAAUACUACAUACAUGUAUCAGAUGGAUGCGCCCUGAAAAUCCAAUCUUUGUGUGAAGAUAUCAUCCCAUUCGCCUAGUAAUGGGGUGGGCUAUACCUACCCCACCACCACCACCACCACCACCACCGACCACUCGGCUCAUAAACUUAUGCAGCCUUCGAAAUUCUUGCGACGGCAGUUUAAUUCAGACAAUAACAAAGUAAUUACCCCAUAAUUAUGAAAAUGCCGUUGAAGAUCAAUUAUGCAACAGUUUUUUUGCGUCAGCACUGCUUGUUGCCGUCUCGAAUUUCGAGGGCUACUAUGUGUAUUUAAUAAUAAAAAAAAUAAAAAUAAUAAUAAUAAAAAAAAAAAAAAAAAAAAAAAAAAAAA
Gigantopelta aegis is the source of this 12369-nucleotide messenger RNA. RefSeq names its product NFX1-type zinc finger-containing protein 1-like. Gene Ontology annotation, cellular component: nucleus; nuclear RNA-directed RNA polymerase complex. Gene Ontology annotation, molecular function: zinc ion binding; helicase activity. The record is from RefSeq and is a predicted model, not a curated record. Gene Ontology annotation, biological process: regulatory ncRNA-mediated heterochromatin formation. The transcript is spliced from 3 exons. NCBI's taxonomy places the organism in Eukaryota, Metazoa, Mollusca, Gastropoda, Neomphalida, Peltospiridae. Bases 146 to 7243 code for a protein of 2365 amino acids.